UCUUGUGAAAUAUCUUUGUGGAAUAAUAAAUAUUUAAAAAGGAAAAAAGGUCACAGAGUCACGGUCAACGCGUUCACGGACAACGUGUAUGGAAAGAAACGAGCACGAUUAGAGAUUAAAGAAAGAACCCUCUUCCCUUGAAAGGAGAGGUCAAAGAGCGCUACCGUGUCCCGAAACGCGACAGGGACGCGUAAAAGGAAGAAAAGAAGAAAUAGGAAGGAAGCUCUCUCGUGGUCGGAUUCGGCGAACCCGCUCCCCGCGCGUGUGUUCCUCGGUUGCGCGCGAGCCAAGCGACCCUUCCUGAAGUUAAUGAUUCGGUCAUUGCGAUGGGUGGCGGUGGCGGUGGAGAGUGGUGGAAACCAAGUGGUGUGGGCCCCGGUGUGUAGAGUAGGAGAAGAGUGCGCCAGGAGGGCGAGAGCAGAAGAGGAGGAGGAUCGGCUUGCACAGGAAAAAUGGUGGCCGUGGUGGUUGCUGCUACCAGGAUGUUUGGCAUCGUGGACGCGAUACGUCGAGGAAUACGACUCCAUUAGAGUGGCCAGGUGCGAUGCCCGAUGUGGGGAGAAUCAUCCUGAUGAGUGUAUAGAAAACUGCUUGAUGUCGAAUUAUACGAAACCUGGCUAUUGUCCCGAGAGGACUUCUAUGACGCCCUUUGAAGCCGCUUGCUUGGUCGCCUGCAUCGACGACUCCCGUUGUCCGGAUUUGGCGAAAUGUUGCGCCCACGAUUGCGGCAUUACAUGCAUGCAUCCCAUCGGUUUGGACAGUCGAAACGAUUUGCCAGCUAUACCAGAGAAUCUACAGAUACAACAGCAAAAGAGAAAUCUGGUGUUGCUCACGUGGCGUAAUGGCAGGCCGGCCGCCAAUAACGUGUCCGCCAACAAUGAAAACGAUGUCCGAUAUUUGGUGGAAGAGCGUCACCUGAUUGGCCCUAGAUACCUAGAAUCCAGACUAAGUUCCUGGACCGUGUGUCACGUAUCGACAAAACCGCACGCAAGUCUUCGAGGCCGGCUGAAGACGGGACACUGGUAUCAGUUCCGAGUGGCGGCUGUCAACGGCAAUGGAUCGCGUGGCUAUUCGCAACCAUCUAGGCCCUUUAAAACAAAAGAGCCGCGAAAUCCAAAGGAACCGCAGAACUUGACACUGUCUAACGCACGUCUCGUCGGUGGAAAGCUGCGUAUUAAUCUACGGUGGGUUAAACCGGCAUCGGACGUGCCGAUAUCGUUUUACAAAGUAUUCUGGAGUAGACUUAUUCAUGGGCCAACAAACGACUCCAUUCUCGUAUACCACAAAACAAUUUUUAAAGAUAAGACAUGUUAUGAGCUGAAGAAUCUAGAGCUCAAGUGCCAGUACUUCCUGCAGGUGCAGGCGGUGGCGAUAUACGGCGGUCGGCGUCUGACAUCGCGCAAGGCGUCCAAAGUCUUCAACAGCACCGACUACAUGGCGUACGCCGACGUCGGGAGACGUUCUCGCAGGUGCGAGCGAACCGAGGCCAAUCUCCAUGUACGUCGCAUGAACUGCCACUGCGGGGAUGUCGACGUGCGUCUGGUCUGGCCGACGAGCAAUGACGCUACCAUGUACAAUGUCACAUGGCGACAGGAAUCUUGCACGCGCGAGAAAAGCUUGGAACGUCGACGAAAACCCGCCGACUGGAAAGUGGUUCAGACAACGCACUAUGAUCUGCAACAACUUCAAAACGACUGCACAUAUAGCGCAAAUAUAAAGAAUAUACUGAAGAACGGCGGUAAUAACGGCCAUGGGACUAGUAUAGAGUUCUUUGCGACCGGGUGUCUGGAUGAUCAGAAGCGACGGAAACAUUCGCGGCGAAAGACAGCGCGAUGUAAGGCAAAAUCGUCCAGAUCUAAAAGACAUUUUUCAGAUAUAUAUGUAAUAUGAAUUGCUUGCAGCGAAAGAAAAAAUUGAAAACGAAAAAUUGAUAAACGAGUUUUAUAAGUUGUGAUGGUAAUAUUCAUAACUUAUGAAUUUUAAUUAAAUUCUAUAAUUUUUAUAAAUAUUACCGUAGUAACUUACAGUUUAAUUGCUCCGAAUAGGAACACUCAUUUUAUUUCAUAAUACGGAUGUUGCAAAAAGUUUUUGAUGUCAAGACGUUAAGGUUUAAAAUUAUUUAUUGAAGAAAGUUCAAAAUUAUCGCAAAUUUUUAAGUACUUUAAAUAUUUAAGCUUUUUUAUAGUAAAAACCGAAGCUCAUAAUAUUAGAUCUCUGAUACAUAAAUGUUUUUAUUAUACGUAAUUUUUUUAUAUUUUUAGAUAUAAGAUAAAAUGUUAAAUUUCAACGUUUAAUUAAUUCCAGAAUUUCAUAUAAUUAAGAAUUGAAAAGAAAUUAUAUCGAGUUGAAUUUAGCUUAAAAGAUCGAUUCCAUUAAACUUUGGUAUCUCAUUUUUAACGUUUAUUGAUUGAGCAUCAAGUAUUCUUUUCAAGUAAAUUUAUUAUUUAUUUAUAAAAUAAAAAAAGAAACUAAACUGGAUAAAGGCCAUAAACAAUGUUGACAAUUAUAGUUGUGAGUGAGUAACAACUUUUUUUUUUAACUAUAUUCGUUUUUUACAAAUACAGUAAAUAACA
Molecule: messenger RNA, 2573 nt
Organism: Linepithema humile (Argentine ant)
Lineage: Eukaryota; Metazoa; Arthropoda; Insecta; Hymenoptera; Formicidae
Source: RefSeq, a predicted model, not a curated record